UUGGCGGAAUUUCGUCCCAACCGAGAUGAGGGACCGCGCAAAGCGCAAGACUGGAAAUUUUGUUAAAAGGAGCCGCCUCACGCAACACGCAGUCAGUUGUCCUGACGAAAACGAAUGUUUGCAACAAGCAUGGACGGUGCAAGAGAUUAAAGUUGAACCAGUUGAACAACAUUCGCACGUCAAAACAUCGACCACACGCAAGACAAAAUAAUAUACAACUACGAAGAAUUUAAAACCGUUUAUCAGAAUGACAAUAAUUGGCAAAAAAUCGUUGUCAAUCAGCAGUAUUGGCCAUUUCCGGCACGCGACAUUACUCUUUACGGCGCUGUUGUUGAUCGUCACGAACGGAUGCGCCGCCGGCGAGAAGGUUGACUUGAAAGAUCGUUGCAUGAAGUAUCCGCUGCAUUUGAUGUGCCGAGGCAGCGUGAUGAAGCGAGGCGUCCCAAAAAUUCGAAAUUUGGACAUGAUCUUCGACGAUUUCAUCCGAUCGAAAAUACCCAGGUCUACAUCCGAAUGGGAGGAGUAUCCUCACCGGCGAAAUAAUCUACUUAGUAGAUUAACCAAAAAAGAGCGCAAUGAUUUGUACGACUACUACAUGUCCACCAAGCAGGCGCAACACACGAACCGAUCGAAACUUUUCGACAGUUUGCUGCCAGGACGAAUUGCGCGGGACGCGAAUGACGCAAAUCCAGCGGUCGGUUUCAUCUCGUUCCUGGAAAAUUUAGAAUAUAAGUAGAUCACGAUCAAAUAAAUACAAACUAAUGAAGAAGAAACAGUAUUAUACAAAUAGAACUUAUUUAUAUUUAUGUCACAGUAUUUUUUCAAUAUUUAUUGUAGUCAAAUAAAACACACGAGACAAAAACAUUAACUAAAAUAAUAAAAUUCGAAUGUUUGAGCAAAUUAUAA
Dalotia coriaria is the source of this 906-nucleotide messenger RNA. RefSeq lists its product as uncharacterized. Bases 248 to 736 code for a protein of 162 amino acids. NCBI's taxonomy places the organism in Eukaryota, Metazoa, Arthropoda, Insecta, Coleoptera, Staphylinidae. The transcript has 4 exons. The record is from RefSeq and is a predicted model, not a curated record.